UGCUUUCAAGCCGGAACUUUUUUAUUUAUAAGAUUUGGAAUAUGGUUUCGGGCUUCUCAGCAUCGCCAAGGGGCAGCGAUUAGUUGUGAAUCGUUGUUCGGUGUUAUCAGUCGCCAUUUCUGAAACGGAUCUCCAAGAUCGGCCGGCGAAUGUCGUCAAAUUCUGCAGGAUAAUAUCAGGUAAACACAGAUGGUGGGAGUUACUUCUGGUGGAGGAACUGGGCGUCGUUUACCGCAGUGGAUGCUGGGAGUCCGUGCUGACGACCAAGUACAGAGAACUAAUGAUGCAGAGAACAACGAGAAGGGUCUAGAGGAAGAACUUGACUCUCAAGCAUCCCUAGCCAAGGAAGCAAAUUCGGUUAGGUGUCAUCCAAAAUUAGUGUUGCAUCAACAGAAAGAAGUUUUGAUGGAUGAUUCGUGCGUUCUGGAAUGUGAAUCUAAGAAAAGGAAGGGAAGAAAACUAAAAUCAAGUCAAAUUGAUGAGGCUAAGGAUGGUCACGACCCUGAGGCAGUCCCAGCUAAGAAAUCAAAUAGAGUUAGAAGGAAGCCUUUGAGCUCUGCUUUGGAAAAAAGAAAAAGACCUAGAAACUCGGGCUCCACAAGCAAUUUGGAUAUCCAAGUUCAACCUCCGGAUGAUGAUGAUAUUGAACUGACAGUGGAAGAUCUACUGGUCAUUGCAAAAGAGUAUGUUGAAGCUGACAAGGAUAGGGAUAAUAGGCACAAAAUAUAUGCAGAACGUGAAUCUAGUAGAAUAAAUCAAAGAACAAGCUACACUAGGAAUCAAGCUGAAGGAUCUUUUAUUACUAAUAAUGAUAGCAAGCAGAGUGCACUGGUUCUUAAAACCUCAAUUCCUCAUGAUUCAACUGCAAUUUCAGAUGGUGAAAAGGUUGAUAGAAGUGUCAGCACAAUGGGAGAUCCUGCGAAGGACAUGCUGAAUUUGUUUUUGGGUCCUUUGCUUAAGAAGUCUGUAGAGAUUGAGCAAUCCAAGUUUCUUACAAAAGAUGUACAAUUUUCUUGUGACUUAAAGAGUCAAAAUCAAAGGCAUAAUGAUAAUGUUGGAGAAGUAGUCUCAGUAAUGAAGAAGAAGAGCAGCCUGAGAGAUAAGGUUGCAAUAUUCCUUGGCUAAAUAAAACAGAUAAACCUAUUACAGUGAUGUUUCAAGAAAGAGUAGAUAUCCCAAGAUGUUUUUUGAUCCUUGAUAAUGGGCCGACAAGGAUGAUGGAUUUGAGCACAUCUGUGACUGAAGUUUGAUCUUCCAAAGACCGGAGAGGAAAGGGGAGUGAGGCUGGUUAUCAUAGGGAGACAAGCAAACGUGAAGUGUCUAUAAGGUGAAGGCUCUCUGCAACUCCCAAUUUGAGAGUGAUAAGAAGGGCAGAGGAAGUAUGCUAUCGAAUAUCUUUCCCUCAUCGGGUUAGCCACGACCCUAUGCUUUGCACUCUUGUACGUAUCAUUGCUCCAGGCCUGCAGCUUAACUUAUUAGUCCGUGAUCUUUUGUACUUCUUAUAAUAUUUGGCAAUCAAAACUAGUUUGAUAAAUACUAACAUCAAAUAAGAUGAUGUAUUAGUUAAAUAAACAUUUCUCUUAAAAAGGAAAAAUACUUUUUGAAAGGAAUCCCAAAACUCAUCCUACUGUCUAAGGAAUUUUCCUGUUUGAGUUUGAGGAUGAUUUUCUUUUGGGAUGAGGAACACAGUGGGGUUGUGAAGCUUGUUUUUGUUUGAAAUUUGUAGGAUAUGCGAAUCAGAUCUUAGAGGCUCUUUUUACUGUGUUUUAUAUGGAACUAGUUUUUUGCCA
Messenger RNA from Cucumis sativus (cucumber), 1790 nucleotides. RefSeq lists its product as uncharacterized. The coding region runs from base 190 to 1125 and encodes 311 amino acids. The record is from RefSeq and is a predicted model, not a curated record. NCBI's taxonomy places the organism in Eukaryota, Viridiplantae, Streptophyta, Magnoliopsida, Cucurbitales, Cucurbitaceae. The transcript is spliced from 5 exons.